Molecule: messenger RNA, 1738 nt
Organism: Serpula lacrymans var. lacrymans S7.9
Lineage: Eukaryota; Fungi; Basidiomycota; Agaricomycetes; Boletales; Serpulaceae
Exons: 11
Coding region: 65-1711 (548 amino acids)
Biological process (GO): transcription initiation at RNA polymerase III promoter
Cellular component (GO): transcription factor TFIIIC complex
Source: RefSeq, a predicted model, not a curated record
GAGGAACGCCAACAUCACGGAGCCAAAAUCACAGUAUUUCUUCAGUUAAGGCCUUUUCGAUUGCAUGGAAUCAUCGUCAAAUGCUUCGACAUCUUCCUCAGAAGCGCCGGAACGUCCCCUUCCAUCAACGCCAUUCUACUCUGUCGAAUACCCGGGUUAUGUUCAGUCCUCAUCUGUUCCGCUCGCAAUUCGUAGCUUGGGUGGCCAGAUUAAUCUGGACAGCGCAUUCAAGCGUACCGCAUCUAAACAUGACGCCUUACUAGAACUCAACCUAAGGCCCGGGAACCCUUUCGCGCAUCCCAUUCCUGGCGAUGUAGUGGGCACGAAUAACAUUGUGCUAAAGAUUAUCAAAAGGAAACGUCGGAGGCUUAAUGAUGGAGAUCAACCUAUCGGGGAGUACACUGCGGAGGCCAUAGGGGUCAUUCCAAAGACGGCCAGAUUUCGCAGCAUGGCGGACUACCAGUAUCAACCUGACAUGAAUGAUCCUUUAUCUCAAUUGCGUCUUGCUAUGGAUCGCAUGGACGUCGAUGCUAUCCGAAACUACAGGAUACCGGACGAAAAAGAAGACUAUAUUAUACAUCAACACGACGUAUCUCCAAACCUUGACCCCGCGCUCGCCGAACAAAGUAGGCAACAAGCUCCCAGUCAAAGUAACCUACGCCUUUUCCCUCCUCCAGUAUUUAGCAGGCAAGGUAUACCGCAAAACUACAACUUCAAGGCGAACCCAGCCUCUAUGGUCACUACUGUCGUAGACGAUGAAACUGGCGAAGAGAAAAAGAGGCUAAUCAAUAAAUCGAGAUGGAGAGGUUACGGGCCCGCCACCAUCAUGUUCGUAGAUCAAGCGAUACCGGAUGGUCCUCCAUCCAGCGUCUUAGCCGCCCGUGAUCAAAUGGAUCAGAGUAUUCUGAAAAGCUUGCAAGAGCUUUUUGCCGAACGGCCUAUCUGGACUCGGAUGUCUCUUUUCAACCAUUUUACGCCUCAGGAGGCACGAGAGAUACACAACUCGAAGGCAUUAUUACCACUAGUAUGCUAUGUGUUUCAAGAUGGGCCUUGGAGAGACACGCUCGUUCGCUUCAACUAUGACCCACGGAAAACUGUGGAUGCUCGCUUCUAUCAACGCUUGUACUUCAGAAAUGCAAACCACCCUAUUGCGCGUCCUUCCGUGGUAUCCCGUCGGCAGGAAACUCGAUCUAAUCCUGGGUUCCAAUCUUACUCAGUUGAACAAGUGGAAGCACUAGAGGCAGAGAGACGAAAAUCCCAUAUCUUUGAUGGAGUCACACUCACCAAGGAGACUGCUGCCUUUCAGCUAUGCGAUAUACAUGAUCCCAUGCUCAAAGGGAUGAUCGAAGAUGACGACGAUCUCCGUGAAGUUUGCGAUGAACGUGAUGGAUGGUAUAGUGCCCAUGCAUUCGAGAGGAUAAAGAUGGUGUUGCGACACAAGUUCUUUUCGUUGCUAGAAGGCUACGUCGUAACUGACGAAGAAUGUAUUGCGUUGCUCGGACAAGAACCAGGGGCAAGUAAACCGACCAGUAUACACGCAAAGAAACUCAGAGCUGGAAAGCACAACAUGGCCAAAGGGGCUCUGCGGCCUGAAGACGCAGCAGCUGCUCGAUUACGGGCUACACUGGAGCGAAACGCCAAAAACUUGCAGGCAACUCGUCGUGGUGAAAUAUCGGGGAGUAAUAUGCAUACAUCAGAUAGUCGGCAAUGAAAUCCAUGAUUGGAUGUUUUGUGUGAA